Conger conger (European conger) is the source of this 951-nucleotide messenger RNA. RefSeq names its product olfactory receptor 52B2-like. The transcript has a single exon. NCBI's taxonomy places the organism in Eukaryota, Metazoa, Chordata, Actinopteri, Anguilliformes, Congridae. The coding region runs from base 1 to 951 and encodes 316 amino acids. The record is from RefSeq and is a predicted model, not a curated record. Gene Ontology annotation, cellular component: membrane. Gene Ontology annotation, biological process: G protein-coupled receptor signaling pathway. Gene Ontology annotation, molecular function: olfactory receptor activity; G protein-coupled receptor activity.
AUGGAGGGAGGUUUUUCAAAUGAAUCCUUUCAGUUCUAUUUGAAGAUCAACCACUUUGACAUACCCCCCGUGGCUAAGUACCCCAUGUUCCUUUUGGGGGUCCUGAUCUACCUCUUUUCCGUUUUCUGCAACCUGACCAUUCUGGUUUUGAUCGUGACCCAAAGAAACCUCCACAAACCCAUGUUCGUCAUCCUCUUUAGUCUGCCACUGAACGACCUGAUGGGAAUCACAGUCACGCUUCCCAGAGUGCUGGCAGACAUUGUCACCCUGGAGCACUCUGUCUACUACCCCACCUGUGUUCUCCAGGGCUUUCUGCUACACAUGUAUGGGGGGGGCAUCCUCUUCAUACUCGCUGUCAUGGCGUUCGACAGAUACGUUGCCAUCUGCAAGCCGCUGAGAUACAAUUCAAUCAUGACCCCGCUUACUUUAUUUCUCCUCAUAGCAAGUGCAUGGAGUCUCGAUCUUAUUCUGAUAGGAGUCCUGUUCAUUCUCCAAGUCAGACUUCCUAGAUGCAAAAACUUCAUCAAGAACAUCUUCUGCGACAACCCGUCUCUGGUCCACCUCUCCUGUGGCAGUGACCUAACCGUGAACAAUGUCUACGGACUGUCAAUGACGGCAGCCAUGCAAGUUAUUAGCUUGUCUGUUCAAUUAUUUUCAUACAUUCAUAUUCUAGUUGCUUGCUUACAUCAUCGGCAGCCAGACACCAGGAAUAAGGCUCUUAACACCUGCCUGGCUCAGAUAGCUGUGUUUCUGCUCUUUGAGUGUGUCACAACAGUCACAAUUCUGUCAUAUCGCUUUAAGGAUGUCUCCCCCAACUUGCAGAAAAUUUCAGGAUUGCUAAUUUUUCUGAUCCUUCCAGUGUGUAACCCAGUACUAUAUGGAAUAAAAAACAAGGAAAUAAGAAAAACACUAGUAGCAAUUGCAAAAAAGCAAAAGGAUGUCUCCACAUAA